Malassezia pachydermatis is the source of this 1020-nucleotide messenger RNA. RefSeq names its product aryl-alcohol dehydrogenase. NCBI's taxonomy places the organism in Eukaryota, Fungi, Basidiomycota, Malasseziomycetes, Malasseziales, Malasseziaceae. The coding region runs from base 1 to 1020 and encodes 339 amino acids. The transcript has 2 exons. The record is from RefSeq and is a predicted model, not a curated record.
AUGGAAUACGUCAAUCUCGGUCACUCGGGUCUCAAAGUCUCACGUAUCAUUCUAGGGUGCAUGUCGUAUGGCACGUCCGACUGGUUCGGCUGGGUGCUGGACGAAGACGAGUCUCUGGCAAUGCUCGAGCAUGCGUAUAAGAAAGGCAUCAAUACCUGGGAUACUGCCGAUGUGUACAGCAUGGGAAAGUCAGAAGAGAUUGUGGGCAAGGCGCUGAAGAAGUUCAAUAUCCCGCGCAGCCGUGUCGUGAUCUUGAGCAAGUGCUACUUUGGUGUGACAGAUGACGGAUCGCUGCCACCUAUCUCGAAGCUGAGCAAGAACGAUGGUGAGCUAGUGAAUCGUGUAGGUCUCUCGCGCAAGCACAUUUUUGAUGCUGUCGAAGCGAGUGUCGAGCGUCUCGGCACGUAUAUUGAUGUCCUGCAAAUCCACCGCUUGGACCGUGAGACACCGGCGGAAGAGAUUAUGCGUGCCCUUAAUGAUGUGAUCGAAAAGGGCUGGGUGCGUUAUAUCGGUGCUAGCUCUAUGGCCGCAUGGGAGUUCCAAAAACUGCAGAACAUUGCGGAAAAGAACGGCUGGCACAAGUUCAUUUCAAUGCAGAACUACUACAACUUACUGUACCGUGAGGAAGAGAGGGAGAUGAUCCCGUACUGCGAGGAGGCCGGUGUGAGCAUUAUCCCAUGGUCUCCUGUGGCUCGCGGUGUCCUUACCAGGCCUUGGGACGAUCGUUCGUCGAAACGUGACGAGACAGACUUGGUUCUCAAGUCGCUAAUUCGGUCUAGGGAGACAGAGGCGGAUCAUGUCAUUGUCGAUCGCGUUCAGUCACUGGCGCAGAAGAAGGGUGUGUCUAUGGCGCAGAUUGCUAUCGCUUGGAGUCUGAAGAAGGGCGCUUGCCCUAUCGUUGGUCUCAACAAGAAGGAACGCAUCGAUGAGGCGGUGAAGGCCGUCAAGGUUCAGCUUACCGAAGAGGAAAUCCAGUACUUGGAGGAGCCGUACCAACCGAAGCCAAUUGUAGGCCACUAA